UAACCACCCUGUUACAGAGGCAAUCCGAAUCUCACGAUUUAUAGCUGGCUAGACUAACAUCCUUCCUAGACGUGGUUAUCUAGGGAAGUGACCCUUUGGAGUUUUAAAUAAUCGAAGGACGACAGUGCCCGGUGGCCUAGAUGACGAGCACAGCAGCGGAGGAUAUUUUGACAAGGGGCCAAAAUGCUGCCUAGUACAUUCCUUACUGGACCUUUGCGUAUCAUCUUGGUGGGGAUCCUUGGUAUAGGAGGAUUUCUGACGCUGUUUGUAAUGUACUAUCAAUCAGCUCCAUCUCAGAUCUGCCCUCCCCAGCCUGCUUUGCCACGUCAUUACUCAAAGCCAUCUGAGAACAGCUCCUUGUCUAAGAAGCAGCCAGAGCCAGACAAGCCCAUCAUGCUGUUGUGGUUCUGGCCUGAAAACCGCAGGUUUGAUUUUAGUGAUUGCACCACUUUCUUCAACAUUGAUGGCUGCCAACUGACAGAUGACCGGUCUCUGUACAACAAGGCAGACGGGGUGCUCAUCUUUCACAAAUCCAUCAAACAUGAUUUAUCCAACUUGCCUCCAUCACCUCGACCACCAUUCCAGAAGUGGAUCUGGUAUCAUGUGGAAUCACCUACAAACACAAUUAGGAUACCUGGUCUAGAGAACCUUUUCAACUUGACCUUGAGUUAUAGGGAAGAUGCAGACAUCCCUGUACGUUGGCGCUUAACUGCAAGGAAAGGUCAGGGUGAGGACUUUGUGCUGCCCAAGAAGGAUAAAUUAGUUUGCUGGAUUGUGAGUAACAAUAACCCUGCAACUGGAACAGCCGUAAGGGAUAACUAUUACAGAGAACUUGUCAAACAUAUUAAGGUGGAUGUCUUUGGAAAAGCCUUUGCAAGAUUCUUGAGAUAUGAGGACUACUACUCAACACUCUCCAGCUGUAAGUUCUACCUCUCCUUUGAGAACUCAGUCCACAGAGACUACAUCACUGAGAAGCUUAACGGACCACUUGCAGCAGGAACAGUGCCAGUAGUAUUGGGCCCACCGAGACAGAACUAUGAGGACUUUGUCCCGGGAGAUUCCUUCAUCCAUGUUAAUGAUUUUCCCAAUGCAAAAGCCCUGGCUGAAUUCCUCCUGAAGUUGGACAAGGAUGAUGAGGCAUAUCUGCGCUACUUUCAGUGGCGUAGAAACUUAUUUGCUCAGAAACAUCUAAUUCAACUGAGUCAAGAGUUCAUCCAAUCUAUUUGUUAUGCCUGUGACCAUAUAGGAAAACAUAAGGAGUACAGGGUUGUGCACAAUAUUUACAAAUGGUAUUUUGGUUAAUCAGACUUACACCCUCUUCUGUGUACAGUGGGGCAAAAAAGUAUUUAGUCAGACACCAAUUGUGCAAGUUAUCCCACUUAAAAAGAUGAGAGGCCUGUAAUUUUCAUCAUAGGUACACUUCAACUAUGACAGACAAAAUGCGAGAGAGAAAAAAAUCACAAAUCACAUUGUAGGAUUUUUAAUGAAUUUAUUUGCAAAUUAUGGUGGAAAAUAAGUAUUUGGUCAAUAACAAAAGUUUCUCUCAAUACUUGUUAUAUACCUUUUCUUGGCAAUGUCAGAGGUCAAACGUUUUCUGUAAGUCUUCAAAGUUUUCGCACACUGUUGCUGGUAUUUUGGCCCAUUCCUCCAUGCAGAUCUCCUCUAGAGCAGUGAUGUUUUGGGGCUGUUGUUUGGGAGUUUCAACUCCCUCCAAAGAUUUUCUAUGGGGUUGAGAUCUGGAGACUGGCUAGGCCCCUCCAGGACCUUGAAAUGCUUCUUACGAAGCAACUCCUUCGUUGCCCGGGCGGUGUGUUUGGGAUCAUUGUCAUGCUGAAAGACCCAGCCACGUUUCAUCUUCAAUGCUCUUGCUGAUGGAAGGAGGUUUUCACUCAAAAUUUCACGAUACAUGGCCCCAUUCAUUCUUUCUUUUACACGGAUCAGUCGUCCUGGUCCCUUUGCAGAAAAACAGCCCCAAAGCAUGUUUCCACCCCCAUGCUUCACAGUAGGUAUGGUGUUCUUUGGAUGCAACUCAGCAUUCUUUGUCCUCCAAACAUGACAAGUUGAGUUUUUACCAAAAAGUUAUAUUUUGGUUUCAUCUGACCAUAUGACAUUCUCCCAAUCUUCUGGAUCAUCCAAAUGCUCUCUAGCAAACUUCAGACGGGCCUGGACAUGUACUGGCUUAAGCAGGGGGACACAUCUGGCACUGCAGGAUUUGAGUCCCUGGCGGCGUAGUGUGUUUGUUACUUUGGUCCCAGCUCUCUGCAGGUCAUUCACUAGGUCCCCCUGUGUGGCUCUGGGAUUUUUGCUCACCGUUCUUGUGAUCAUUUUGACCCCACGGGGUGAGAUCUUCCGUGGAGCCCCAGAUCGAGGGAGAUUAUCAGUGGUCUUGUAUGUCUUCCAUUUCCUAAUAAAUGCUCCCACAGUUGAUUUCUUCAAACCAAGCUGCUUACCUAUUGCAGAUUCAGUCUUCCCAGCCUGGUGCAGGUCUACAAUUUUGUUUCUGGUGUCCUUUGACAGCUCUUUGGUCUUGGCCAUAGUGGAGUUUGGAGUGUGACUGUUUGGGGUUGUGGACAGGUGUCUUUUAUACUGAUAACAAGUUCAAACAGGUGUCAUUAAUGCAGGUAACGAGUGGAGGACAGAGGGGCCUCUUGAAAAAGUUACAGGUCUGUGAGAGCCAGAAAUUUUGCUUGUUUGUAGGUGACCAAAACUUAUUUUCCACCAUAAUUUGCAAAUUCAUAAAAAAUCCUACAAUGUGCUUUUCAGGAUUUGUUUUCUUCUCAUUUUGUCUGUCAUAGUUGAAGUGUACCUAUGAUGAAAAUUACAUGCUUCUCAUCUUUUUAAGUGGGAGAACUUGCACAAUUGGUGGCUGACUAAAUACUUUUUUGCCCCACUGUAUGUCAAUUACCACCAUAUUAUCCUGUCAAUGUACCAUGUUCCAGGAUGGAAUUUGGUCACACCCAGCAACCCACCAUAGCAAUGUUCUAACAGUGCCUUUAUGACCUAUUACCUGUGUACACACUACCUGUAGGAGAAGUGUACCUGGAUGUCGACCUGUUCUUGCUAGGUUUUUAAGUGCCCGUUGUAAAAAUAUGACACCCGGAACCAUUCACAAUCUUAUGCAACAACAACCUCGGCGUUCUUUCCUGUUUGAAAUACUUCUUGAUUGUUUUAUCUUUUUUACAUGUUUUUUGAGCUGAAAUAAUUAUGUAAUAAAGUGAUCAAUGUAAUGAAAAUUGUCCAUGAAAUUAGAUAGUUACACACAGACUUGAAACUGAGUUUGGCUUGAAGAGCAGCUGCAGUGUACUGUAAAACAUCCUAUAAAUGCUAUGCCUCUUUUUUCUAGGGUGUGAAGUUUGGUACCACUGGAGGGAUAUGGUGUUUGUGUUAAAUAUAAUAUAUAUUACAUUUAUCUAUAAUUUAUUUUAACUAAGCAAGUCUGUUAAGAACACAUUCUUAUUUACAAUGACGGCCUACCUGGGAACAGUGGGUUAACUGCCUUGUUCAGGGGCAGAACAACAUUUUUACCUUGUCAGCUCGGGGAUUCGAUCCAGCAACCUAUCAGUUACUGAAGGUGUUUUUAUCUCCAUGUCUUAUAAUUUCUGGUUAACAAUUUACCUUUUACAGCAGUACGUGACAUCAGGGUCAAAGAGUGUUUCUUGGUCGUCUUAAACAAAUCUACUUUGAAACAGAAGUAUCCACCUCACACAUGGUUAUGGGCUUUACAAUAAAAAGACACCUGUGCCAUGUCAGACAUGCAUCAUAGAAGACUGAAAUAUAACACAACUGUUUGACAAAGCCACACUGGAUUUUAUGUGUAAAAGGAAAGAAAAAAAAUGUUUAAGAAAAAUAUGAAUAACAUGCCACCCAUGAGGGCAAUUUGUUCAUUUGACUGCAGGAAAGGCCUUGCUGUGAUUUUGUUUCUAUUUGAAUGUUUUCAUAAAACAAAUGGCAUCUUAGCAAAGAGCAGUGCUGUAAAGCACUUAAGUAGAAAUACUUUAAAGUACUAGUUAAAUAGUUUUGGGGGUAUCUGUACUUUACUAUUUAUAUUUUUGACUACUUUUACUUCACUACAUUCCUAAAGGAAAUAAUGUACUUUUUUUCCUUUAACUCAAAAGUACUCGUUGCAUUUUGAAUGGCUAGCAUUACAGCUGGUCCAGUUUACGCAAUUAUCAAGAGAACAUCCCUGGGCAUCCCUAUUGCCUUUUGAUCUAGCGAACUAACUAAACACAUGCUUAGUUUGUAAAUGAUGUCUGUGUUGGAGUGUGCCCCUGGUUAUUUGUAAAUAAAUGGUGAAUUAAAAAAAAA
Oncorhynchus masou masou (cherry salmon) is the source of this 4305-nucleotide messenger RNA. RefSeq names its product 4-galactosyl-N-acetylglucosaminide 3-alpha-L-fucosyltransferase 9-like. The record is from RefSeq and is a predicted model, not a curated record. The transcript has 2 exons. Lineage: Eukaryota; Metazoa; Chordata; Actinopteri; Salmoniformes; Salmonidae. The coding region runs from base 184 to 1302 and encodes 372 amino acids. Gene Ontology annotation, molecular function: alpha-(1->3)-fucosyltransferase activity. Gene Ontology annotation, cellular component: membrane.